Messenger RNA from Nerophis lumbriciformis (worm pipefish), 1895 nucleotides. RefSeq lists its product as uncharacterized. Gene Ontology annotation, molecular function: RNA polymerase II cis-regulatory region sequence-specific DNA binding; DNA-binding transcription factor activity, RNA polymerase II-specific. Lineage: Eukaryota; Metazoa; Chordata; Actinopteri; Syngnathiformes; Syngnathidae. The record is from RefSeq and is a predicted model, not a curated record. Gene Ontology annotation, cellular component: nucleus. Gene Ontology annotation, biological process: regulation of transcription by RNA polymerase II.
ACAAAGUGACGGAAGUGACGUAGAAUACGCGCAUGCGUGGACCGAUCGGGUGAUACAGCAAGAUGGCGUCUGACGGAGAAGGCCUAAACGCGGGCAUUAUAUUUCUGUAUUCUUACAUAUAUGUUGUUUAAUAGAGUACACACGGUUAAUAAUUGUUUGUAGCAGGAUACAUUAGUCUGAGCGCACUUUGACACUUCUCCUGUUUGAUAGCUUCACUUAAGGUAGCUUGCAGCUAGCUUAGCUGGCUAGUUAGCUUAGCUUGUUAGCUGCUAACAAAGAGACGCGGAAGUUAUUUAAACAUCGCUAAGUAGGGAACUAAUGUGAGUGUAAAGUGUUGUGAUUGUGUGAAAAUGUGCGAAAGAACGAUAGCAAAGUACGAGGAGGAACUUUGUACAACAAAAGAGGAGAAGGAGCGACAACCUCAAGUUGUGUUACACAGAACAGACGUCUGUGAAGAACAACUUCUGCCUGCAAAACAGGAGUGUAGCUUCUGGAUGGUGAAGGAGGAUCCAUCAAAGAGGAAGACCGGGCGCCACAGACCCUCUGGUGUCUCCUUUUCCUCUUUGACACAGACCCUGCCCUGUAAAAAGGAAGAGGAAGACUCACUGACCCCCCACAUUAAAGAUGAAGAGGAGGAACACAGCAUCAGUCAGCCUAAAUGGUUGGAGGAGUUCCCAGUGACUGGUGUCCCUGUGAAGAGUGAAGAUGAUGAGGUCAAAGGUGAAAGUGAGGAGAAGAGCAGCAGCUCAACACAACACAUGACAACAGAAGCUGAUGGAGACCACUGUGGAGGAUCACAAGCAGACAAGCUCUUAGCUCCACUAUCAGAUAGUGAGGACACAACGUCACACUCUCCUGACACUGAUGAUGAAGACUCUAAAGAUGAUAAGACAUGUCACACUGACAACACUCACCUCAAAUGUUCUCACUGUGACAAAACCUUUAAAUACCAUAGUGAUCUGAAUAGACACAUGAGAAGACACACCGGAGAAAAACCUUUUAUCUGUUCAAUAUGUAGUAGAGGUUUUACACGAAGUCAGAGUUUGAAAGUACACGUGACAUCACACACUGGUGAAAAACCUUUUUCCUGUUCAACCUGUGGUAAAGGUUUUACACUUAGUAACAAUUUGAAAGCACACAUGAGAACACACACUGGUGAAAAACCUUUUUCCUGUUCAACCUGUGGUAAAGGUUUUACACUUAGUAACAAUUUGAAAGUACACACGAGAACGCACGCUGACGAAAAACCUUUUUCCUGUUCAAUCUGUGGUAAAAGUUUUAAUCAAAGUCAUUAUUUGAAAGUACACAUGACAACACACACUGGGGAAAAACGUUUUUCCUGUUCAAUCUGUGGUAAAGGUUUUAUGCAUAAUCAAUCUUUGAAAGUACACAUGAGAAGACACACAGGAGAGAAAGUGUUGAGUUGCAGUGUGUGUGGUGAAAGAUUCUCUUAUAAGUACCAGUGUAAGAAACACAAGUGUGCUGGUGAGAAAAGCAGCAUAAAAUGAAACUGCAGGAUUUGAAAUAAACUGUCAAGACUUUAAUUUGGACUUUCUAACAACAUCAGCACAUAUAACAUGUCUGACAUUGUUGUUUGUGUAACAAUGCUGUAACAUGCAUUUAUAUUUAUACACAGUUUUUUUUUCAGUCGAUUACAUGCAUUAAUAUGCAACAUUGUGUACAUAAACUACUACAAUUUUUUUUUUUACUAAAAAGGUCAGUAAAUCCAAAACAUGUGAUACAUUCAAUUAACAUUUAGUGUAUAUACAUUUCAUACUCUACAAUUUCCUUUUAAAAUGUGUCUCUGCAUGUGUAACAUUGUUGUUUGUGUAACAUUAUUUUAGUAUGCUUCUACAUUUAUAGAUUAGAUAUUUUAUGUCGGUGCUUUUUUCAGU